AUGCUGUCACUUCUGUUGCAUUUCAAGCAACCGAAACCAACGAGGUGUUUGAAGAAGCAGUGCGAGAGCUCCGAGGAUAGCGAUGGCCAGCGAGAGGUGGUGUUUCGUGCCGAAGAAGAAAGGCAAGAAGGUCUUCAACCGACCUUCGACUUUCCUCUAUUCGAAGUUGCGAAGAAAAACGCGUUUCGACCGACCAUGGUUUCAGUGGCGAACGAAGACGAGGUGAAGCUGCUGUCCGCACAGCCGAGCCAGUACUUCGACUCUAGUCCCCUGGUGAAAUUCAAACACUGGCGCCAGUACCUCGAAAAUCUGGUUUGCAAUGCCUCCGAGAUGAAGAGGAAAAAAGGUGAGUAA
This is a messenger RNA of Soboliphyme baturini, 354 nucleotides long. The record is from the annotation of a GenBank genome assembly. NCBI's taxonomy places the organism in Eukaryota, Metazoa, Nematoda, Enoplea, Dioctophymatida, Soboliphymatidae.